Molecule: messenger RNA, 770 nt
Organism: Fusarium verticillioides 7600
Lineage: Eukaryota; Fungi; Ascomycota; Sordariomycetes; Hypocreales; Nectriaceae
Exons: 2
Coding region: 123-629 (168 amino acids)
Biological process (GO): protein acetylation
Molecular function (GO): N-acetyltransferase activity
Source: RefSeq, a predicted model, not a curated record
UGCGAUUAGUAUAAAGAAGAUGGAAGCCUCGCAAAGUCUAACGAUCUGAAAUACAUGAUCGUUAUCCUUCGAGGAACUGUACAUUCAUUAUUUUCACCAACGUUGAAGAUCCGUUAUUCGAUAUGGCCUCCUCACCGGAAAUCCGCCCUGCGUCUUCUCAAGAUGUUUCUAUUGUCUUGAGUUUAAUCCGUGCUGGCGCAGAAGAGCAAGCACCAGGAACUGUCGUCACUGCAACCGAAGACUCGCUUGCAAAGACACUCCACCUGUCAGACGUUACCGACUCUCCCGAAUACCGUAUCGGACAUCCCAUCUUAGCCUUCUCACCAGAAGGGAAACCUGCUGGACUAUUGAUAUACUUCUUCAACUACACGACAUGGGGAGCGGCUCCUGGAGUCUGCAUGGAGGAGAUUUAUGUUGUCCCAGAAUAUAGACCUCACGGAUACGCGCGGAAGUUGGUCGAAGCUAUGACAUCAGCGGCUAAGAGAGCGGGUUGCGUAAAGAUGGAGUGGCUCUGUUUGAAGGACAACGCGAGAGCAUUGAGAUUUUACGAGAAGCUUGGGGCCAAGAGAAUGGAGACAUGGACGGUGCUGAAGGUUGAUGAGGCUGGAAUGGAUCGUUUGCUACAGUGAUUAUAGUUGGCCACGCCCAUCAAUAAGAGAAGUACAUAUGUAGCCAUGGAUCAACAAUAUUACUCCCUCCGUUUCGGUCAACAACGAAUAGCUUCUAUACAGUAGAGAUGCUUGUUAUAUCAAACACCAGAAUCCUCCUGC